Populus nigra (black poplar) is the source of this 877-nucleotide messenger RNA. RefSeq lists its product as uncharacterized. The record is from RefSeq and is a predicted model, not a curated record. NCBI's taxonomy places the organism in Eukaryota, Viridiplantae, Streptophyta, Magnoliopsida, Malpighiales, Salicaceae. The transcript is spliced from 3 exons. Gene Ontology annotation, biological process: intracellular sphingolipid homeostasis; ceramide metabolic process; negative regulation of ceramide biosynthetic process. Gene Ontology annotation, cellular component: endoplasmic reticulum membrane. Bases 68 to 541 code for a protein of 157 amino acids.
GUAAAUCAUAAAAGUACUUGAUAUAGAAACGAAAAGAAAAGACAUUGAAAGAGACAGCGAGAGCGAAAUGGCGAAUUUGUAUGUGACGGCGGUGCCAACGGCGGAUCUGAACAGGAACACGGAGUGGUUCAUGUAUCCAGGGGUUUGGACUACUUACAUAUUAAUAUUGUUCUUUUUUUGGCUCAUUGUUCUUUCUAUCUUUGGUUGCUCUCCUGGCAUGGCCUGGACCAUCGUCAAUCUCUCUCACUUCGCUAUCACUUAUCACUUUUUCCACUGGAAGAAAGGAACCCCAUUUGCUGAAGACCAGGGGAUCUAUAAUCGGCUGACCUGGUGGGAACAGAUAGAUAAAGGGAAGCAGCUUACACGCAACAGAAAGUUUCUAACUGUUGUACCUGUGGUGCUGUACUUGAUAGCCUCACACACCACUGACUAUCAACAUCCAAUGCUCAUUUUCAACACUCUUGCUGUGAUGGUGCUUGUUGUUGCCAAGUUCCCGAAUAUGCACAAGGUUCGGAUCUUUGGAAUAAAUGCAGACAAGUAAGUUGGGCAUGUGUUAAAAGAGUGGUCGUUUUUCGUGUUUAAAAGCCUCCAAUCCUUCUGCAGUUCUGCAUAAAGGUUAUCAUAUCUUUUGUAUAGAAGUCGGAACUUGAAGGAUAUUUGAAUAUGUGUAACGUUCUUGCACUGACUACUGUUUACAACCUGUUCCUCAAGUGAAGGAUAAAGGAAUCGAGUUAGAAAAGGAUGUCUGUCGAGCUAAUCUCUGUACAGUUGAGAAAUGUCGUGUAUCUUUGGUGUAUCACACAGCUGUUAUCAGCGUAUGGCGCAUUCACAGCACUGUAACUUUGGUUAAAUUAAAUUAAAUUACUUUUACUUCUAA